Glarea lozoyensis ATCC 20868 is the source of this 507-nucleotide messenger RNA. RefSeq lists its product as uncharacterized. The transcript has 3 exons. The coding region runs from base 1 to 507 and encodes 168 amino acids. The record is from RefSeq and is a predicted model, not a curated record. NCBI's taxonomy places the organism in Eukaryota, Fungi, Ascomycota, Leotiomycetes, Helotiales, Helotiaceae. Gene Ontology annotation, biological process: endosomal transport; regulation of receptor recycling; cellular response to amino acid stimulus. Gene Ontology annotation, cellular component: Ragulator complex; late endosome membrane; membrane raft.
AUGGGCGCCUGCUCCUCCUGCCUUCGUGGUGAUGGAGGCGACAGAGAUUUGGCAGACGAGGAUGAGAGCUCGAGACUGCUCUUCGACGACCCAAACGGGAACCAUUACGGAAGUUUUGCCGAUUCGAACGCUGGAGCUCCUCAAGCAGAUCCGCAAGAGGUGCAGCGAGAAACCGAGGCCUUGCAGAAAGUGGUAGCUCAGACAUCGCAUCAUCUCGUCGAUAUAUUUGCCAUGGUACCUGCAAACGGCCAGCCUACCGCUGCGGACAACUUCCCCGGUCAAGAUGCGAAGAUUAUCCAUUACCAAGACGUUCUUGCGAAGAUGUCCACGGACGACCAAUCGCUCGGAGCCAAGACGCUCUCCGUGGAAAACACGCCCAACGUUUCCGACGGAUGGUUGUCAGAAGAAGAAGAUUUGGAGGAAACGAAGAACUACAAGCCCAUCAAAUCAGAUGGCAUAGGGCCGCUGUUGGGGGGGUUUUCAGAUGCAGCUCCGGUCACGGAAUAG